Molecule: messenger RNA, 8415 nt
Organism: Schistocerca gregaria
Lineage: Eukaryota; Metazoa; Arthropoda; Insecta; Orthoptera; Acrididae
Gene: unc-13-4A
Product: BAI1-associated protein 3
Exons: 31
Coding region: 1536-5717 (1393 amino acids)
Source: RefSeq, a predicted model, not a curated record
AGUCAGGCGUCAGUCGGCGUCGCUUUCGCACGUACGGCACCUCUGGGCGUCUGUUUCCGCGUCGUCGUCGCUGCGUCGAUCUGCUGGUCGGGCCUGAUCCGGAUAACCUCAGCUGGAGGGCUACCUUGUCGCUGACAUUUAGCGAUUCGGUCGGGGAAGUUGCUGCGUCUCCAUUGGCAGCUGGAGUGAAGGUACCUGCAGCCUACCCUGUGACACUGGUAGCCCGGCAGCAGCUCCAGGCGAGCCGACAUCACUAGGGGUGGCCAAGCUCUAAUGCUGGCAGGAGCCGCCGCGCCCCCGGUCAUGCUACUUCCAGCAGGACAACGCACCCCUGCCGCCAUCGCAGUCGCCCCAGCCGCCCACGGCUCCCUGACCACCCGGCCGGAACGCGUCAUGUAAAUCCGCACCAGCGCUCUGCCGUCGUAGCAUGUAACGCGCCGAGUCGCUUGCAGGUAGCCACGUGUAGAGGUAGACUCAUAGAUCGCGCCGCGCGUCCCGCACCUCAGAGUAGACAACCGCGUCGCCGUAGGCAGUGAAGUGCGAAUCAAAUUGCGCCACUUUCCUGUCGCAAGUGCACAGUACACUACAAGAGAGUUUGCUUGCUAGGCGUAGAGUCACUUAUAAAAGUAACAAGCUACAGGCUCAUUUAGAAACUGCUGAGCAGGCCAUCUCUCCCGAUGAACUAACAGAUACCAUCUAUUACAAAGUAUCAUCUGCUACGUACCAACAGAGUCAUCAUAUUGAGAAGAAAUUUAUCUGCUUGUCGUUGAGAAAUCAGAACAGGCCCUAGCAGCAGGUUCUUGAAUUACUUGCAUAUGUCUGGAUCGCACUAGACAAUCUACAUACAAACUGCAUUCAUAAAAUAAUAGUUUCUAUUUAUAUUGGGCUGCAGGCAUCUGAUACGCGUCAAACUAGAAAGUAUCUGAGGCAGCUUAAGCCUGUCUAUACAGCUGAAGAAGAGAGUAUCUUACAAAAGUGCUCUUUGGUUUGUGUGGGACCACAUCAACUAUCAAACUAGUGUCGCCAGCGAAGGACAAGUUCGUAUUUUGAAGUAGAACAUCAGCUUCUGAAGUUGUCCAGACGCUUCUCAGCAAAGGUGCUUGGUAGUUAGCAGUAGCUGACAGUUAAAGGAUUCGGCAGUUGAACACGAGAAUCGUCGGCUGCUCCUCAGAGAAUCCUUACCAGUGGCUGAAUCACCAGUCCAACGAGUGAGUAACUGCCGAGCCACAGAUUGGACAUCAACCAGACUUACCAGUUGAACAUCAGUGAGCUGCUUGAUCAGAACCUGACACAAUCCCAACAAGACACACACUGUCUCUGACCUUAGAUACCAAGUAAACCUGCGAACUGGACAUUCAACUACUUGACCAGCUCCAGAGUUCUCAAGAAGUGAAAGAAAUCCCUGACUCCCUGAUCGUGUAUCAAGUAUUAUACAUCUGUGACACCUGCUCUCCAGUUCAACCCCAGUGCGGAAAGGUAUAAAGCCUCUUGACACAUAGUUUGGUACCGCGUGAGAGCAGCAGCCAGUCGGCAGGAUGAGCUUCUUCAACUCGCUGCAGCAGUACGUGACGAGCAGUGUGGCCAACCUGAGCCUGUCGCCGAAGCGCUUCACGCGCGGCGGCUCGGGCAGCUCCACCGAGGGCGAGCAGGCUCCAGCCGCCGCUCCGCCGCCCUCUCCACGCAGUUCCAGUGCCGGCAAUGUGCAGCACGGCUUUCCCAAGGUGGUGCCGCCCCCCGGCACGGUCUCCUCGCGUCGGCGCACGCUGGAAUGCGCCUCGGCGCUGCAGGUGGGGGCGGCGGGGGCGGCGGCGGCUGUGCCAGGCGCGCUGGGACUGCCCCCGGGGCACGCGCCGAGACGCCAGGGCUCGUUCCGGCGCCAGCAGCAGCAGCUGCAGCACCCACGGCCGCCCCUCAUGUUCUGCCGCCGCCGCCAGAGCUGGCCAGAGGUCGACCAGCAGGCCACGUCGGGGGUGCAGGAGACGGACGGGUCGUUCUUCGAGAGCUUCACGGCGCUCAGCUGGAAGCAGGAGAACCGCCGGCUGAUGGCCACGCAGGAGGUGGAGGCGCGCUCCUGCGCCGACAGCCUGCCCCAGCUGGACCACCUGCUCGGCGCCGACUUCAGGCUCCACAAGAAUGAGCUGGAGCAGCUGUACGUGGAGGUGCUGUACACGAUCGCCAACAAGGUGGGCGCCUCCACGGGCCAGUACGCACACUACAAAGAGGACCUCUUCUCGUACGCGCAGAAGGCCUUCGGUAUCCCCAAUGAUGUCCACCGCAAGUUCCUCGCCAUCGCCAGCGAAGAGAAGCCUCCCAUCGUGGUCCUGAACGUGGUGGUGCUGGAGGCGGAGGGCCUGGAGGCGAAGGAUGCCAACGGCUACAGCGACCCGUACUGCCUGCUGGGUCUGACGUCACGCCGCCAGCUGGCGCCGCCGCACCUCGAGACGCCGGGCUCGCCGUCUUCCGGGUCGGAGCCGCCGUCGCCAGAGCUGGUGCCCGACGCCGUGGCGUCGUCGCCCGUAGCAGUCGUGGCCGGCACUCUCGGCUUCAGCGACCCGUACUGCAUGCUGGGCAUCCAGCCGGGCGGGCUGCAGCCGCCGUCGCCGCAGCCGGGCAGCGGCCAGAGCUCCCGCGAGACGCCGCCGGGCUCCCCGCGCCACGCCUCGGCCGCCGCCACUGGCCGCACGCUCUCCGACAGCGGAGACCCCGACCAGUCGCACAGGGACACCUCGCCGCACGAGAAGCUGCGCAAGCACCACAGCUUCCGGCUGAGCUUCAAGCGGAAGGAGCACGGCUACGGCCGGGAGCGGCGCGACACCAUCCACCGCGACAGCCUGUCCGCCGCCGUGCCCGCCAAGUUCAUACGCGCCACCAGCGUCAAGCCGCAGACGCUCAACCCGCGCUGGAACGAGAAGUUUCGCUUUGAUAUCGAUGACGUUGCGAGUGACAUUCUACAUCUCGAUAUCUGGGACCACGACGACGAGUCGUCGGUGUUCGAUGCGGUCAGCAAGCUGAACGAGGUGCGCGGCGUGAAGGGUCUGGGCCGCUUCUUCAAGCAGAUCGCGCAGAGCGCCCGCUCCGGCAACCAGGACGACUUCCUCGGCUGCGUCAACAUCCCGCUGCAGGACAUCCCGUCUACGGGGCUGGACCGCUGGUACCAGCUGGAGGCGCGCACGCAGCGCUCCAACAUCCAGGGCCGCAUCCGACUCAAGCUGUGGCUGUCGACGCGCGAGGACCGCGGCAACUCCGAGGAGGACAACGGCUCCGAGAUCCGCCAGCAGCAGCGCCUCUACGCCGUCUUCAUUGGCCACGAGCUCGACCGCUUCUCGGGCCCGACGUGGGAGUGGAGCGGCGAGCUGCCGCACGUGGCGCAGACGAUCCUGCACCAGCACGCGAUCCAGGGCGACGUGACGGAGCUGCAGCUGGCCGCCGUGCGCUGGACGGCCUACUGCCGCCAGGCGCUGUCUUCGCCGCUCGACACUCGCAUCCUGCUGCGCCUGCUGCAGGACCUGGACGCGCGCUGGCCGCACGAGACGCUGUCCCGCGAGGAGGAGGAGAGUCUGGCGGAAUCAUUCAACAUGUUCCUUGAGUUCUCCUUGCAGAUGUUGAGAAAGCACCGUCAGUAUUUUCCCCCACACAACAGAGCAGCCAUGUCAAGGCUUGAUUAUCUGCUUAGGUGUCUUGGUCUUUUGGCAAAUAUGAAAGCAUUCUGGAAAUGUUGCCCCUUCAACAAAGAAAUUAGAGGCGAGAUUAUUACAGCUCUUAAGAAAGGAACACUCGAAUGGUAUGAAGAAAUUCAUACAUACCAUAAACCAAGUUCGAGGAAUCAAGAUGUUGUUAUACACAGUUUGAUCCAUCUCAUUACAUUGUUAAUUGUUGAUCUUCAAAAAGGGUUAGAUUUCUACAACAGUUUAUUUGAAAGCACAAAUGGUGUUCCCUACUUCUCUGCAAUUUUCAAGCAACUUGAAAAAAUGUUGGCGGAGGAUGUGGGCAAAGAACUGGAAAUCUUUGAGGUACAAGGUGACAUUGGACCACAGGUGGCAGCUUUGUGUGUGCAGUUUCAGUCACCUUCUCCUCCAGAUGAUGCAUCACUUCCUGCUGGCUGUGAAAUUGGCACUGCUAUCUUUGAACUGUAUCUUGCAUUGCAGGAGUUUGUCAGUUUUCGAGACCAUCUCUCGCCUGUUGAUCAAAAAUCUCUCUCUAUAAAUUGUUACUAUGAGUGGUUUGAACCAGCACUUGACAGAUGGUUGGAUGUAUCAAAGUUCAAGGCAAUGCAUCGUAUCCACAAGGCAGCUGAACUGAAUAAAGUUUGCACUGGUGACUUCAUUGUUAAACAUAGUACCUCAGCUGUGGAUGCAACUGCGUGUUUCUACCAGAUAAAAGAGUUCUGGAGGCAGUUAGCUUGGCCUGACUUAGUGGGAUCAUACAACUACAUAAUGAAGAUCAUUGAUUGUAUCUGUGGUGCAGCUGUGUAUUAUGCUGAUCUCACCCAUCAAAAACUUCAAGAUACGGGAUAUUAUGAGGACACUGCUCCCUUCAAGAUAAGUGAUGAGAUGUGUGUAACUGUAAAUGACCUUGAAUAUGUUCGACGAUGGCUUGCCCCACUUGGCACUGAAUUGCAGGCGGAAGUUGUAUUAGAAGCAGUUGAAGCAGGCAGUGGAGGAAGCCAGCAGUGGCGUACUGCUUUAUAUAAUAUGCUGGAUGGAGCUAUUACACAACUUGAAGCUCGUGCUCUGCAGGUUAUCAACAGAGUUGCUGCAAAGAUGCGGCCAGCCCUGAAGAAAGCAACAUUUCAUCUGGCAUGGUCACCCGACUCCUUACCAGCUUCUGAAGCCAUUUCACCACUACUGGAAUACCUUGAUGCACAUCUUGUUGCCCUUAAUGCGGCACUUCUGCCACGUAAUUUUGAGCGACUGUUGUCUGAUGUGUGGCAGGUGUCAUUGCUAGAGCUGGGUCAGCAGAUGGAUGGCAGUGCCGGGGACAAAAUGCCCAUGUUCUAUGAGCGACUGUAUGAAGCACUGGAAAUUCUUGUGGAUUUCUUCCAUGCUGAGCAGAAAGGUUUACCCCUGGAACAAUUGAAAUCAUCAACAUAUUGGAGUGUGGAACAACGUCUGCAAUAUCACAAGACAGACACAGAAGGUCUGAUAAACCUGUAUUACCAACAACGGUUGCAAGAUCAGCUGGCAACAGAAAGCACCGAGUACGGCGUUCUUUCAGUGCGUGCUUACUUCAACCAUGACUCCCUUUGUGUUGAAGUUCUGAAUGCACGUGAUGUCAUUCCUCUGGAUCCAAAUGGUUUCAGUGAUCCAUUUGUGAUAAUUGAACUUCUUCCUCGGAAAGUUUUUGCUCAUUGCACUGAACAGCAAACUAAUGUGCAGAAGAAAACAUUAAAUCCACUCUUUGAUGAAUGUUUUGAAUUUUCAGUGACACUGGAGCAAUGUCGACAUGAAGGUGCCAUGAUACUCUUCACAGUGAUGGAUCACGAUGUUCUCACAUCAAAUGACUUUGCUGGUGAAGCUUUUCUGGCACUGGGUAAUAUACCUGGUGUAGCAGAUAACAACACAAGUAUUGACAACUUCCAUGGAUUAAAACAGGUUGAUCUGAAUCUCAUGCACCAAAAGAACAAAAACCAUCCAAUACUGCAGAUUCUGGAGACAAGAACUGUGGACAAAAUGGCCCAGGAUUUUGUUAAGAAACAAAAACCUCGUAUAAGUACAUAAUACACUACAUGUACUAAUUUUGAAAUGUGUACAUAUAAGAUGAUAUGAUUAAUAUGGUACUUACAUCAAAAGGAAAACUGUUAUGUCCCAUGCAUCAUGUGAGAGCUGUCCUAUUUGAAGGAACUAGUGCAGAACAGGCAGUUCAGAAAUUGCUGAUCAUGAGAAACAGUUUUUAAAUAAUAUUACCAAAGCACAAUAAGUGUAGGAUUUUUAAAUGUGUGUUAUAAGUGAUAUAAAAACAAGUUUUGCUGUCUCAACCUCAAUGGAGGUCAGUAAUGUCCACUUUUUGUGUACUGUAUAGUGAAUUUAUGGAAAAUGAACUAACUGUAUAAAUUGUUACAAGAAAUUCCAUGUGUCAGUCUUGCAGUGCAUAAUACUACAAGAAAACAUCUGUGUAAAAAUGUUGCAGUGUGUGUUUAAAAUCAGUGCUAUAAAGGACCAGAUACUAAAUCAAUGUAAUAUCAAUUUUGCUUAAUUCAUCUUGCAUUGAUGUUGACACAAUAAUGGUUUUGGUUAUAUCUUUUUGCUGAGUAACAGAAGACAAUGGCACAUCGUGGGUGCAAUUUGUCUGUAUUCCAUUCCAGUAACUGGACAAUAACAUAUUAUUAUUACUAUCAUCUUUCUGCAGUGUUGAUUUAUGGAGCAAUGUUUCUAUAGCUGUUUAAGGCGACAGAUGUGAUCUGUUUACUUAGGGGUUUGAUCUUCGAUCAUUCUGUUGUGAUAUAUGGCAUUGCUUGCAUCUGUAAAGUGAAUUUGAAGGAGUACUGAAUACUGUUCAGUUCAUGCGAAACCUCAUUUUAUAGUUUCUGAUGGCCAGUUUUCUAGUACUGUGAUAUGAAAGACAGUAAAUCUACAUGCAUAUAAAAGUUGGAGUAUGCGGCACCAUCAAAGACUUAACUGAAAAUGUAAAGACAAUCUUCUUCAGAGAUAAGCAGCAACCAGCUGUCUUUUAACUCAUAUUUUUUUAUGUUUGAACUUGUCCUCUGAAUUCUAAGAAAAUGAAUAUUUUAUAAUGUAAUAAAAAUAAAAAUAUAGUAUGCUCUACUAAUCUUUAAUAAGAAUAACUUCUGAAGUCAAUGUGGAUUUUAUAUUACCUGUUACACUACAACUUUCAGCAUAGUCUAUAUGAAAUAUAACAGUUGCGCUGUUAAGUAUUUCAACAUAUUUAUUUAACUGGAGAGCAAGAAAUCUUCCUCAUUGCUUAUAACUGAUGUGUGAAUCUGCUCAAGCUCUCAGAUUUCUAUUUAUUUAUUUAAUUACUUAUUUACUUAUUUAAUUAUUUAUUGCCUAAGGAAGAUUCCAUAACAGAGAUGUUCAUAAUGACCAAAAUUCAAAAAGUAAAUGCUGUUUGGUAAUUUAAAAUAAAUAAAAACUUUUAUCACAUUUUGUUUGUUGUUUAUGCAGGCAGAGGUUGGAAUUCUACUGCAUGUGAAAAGUCCAUUGCACAAAAUAAGUCUAGCAACUCUCCAUUCAUCUGAAAACAGCACUGAUGUAUUACUUUAUUGAAGUUUUCUCAUUUUGCUUUCCAAUAAGACAUGAAGAGCUCUUAAAUAAAUUAAAUACAAGAUUUAAGCAAGUUAAGGCUUCAAACUUUAUUUGUGGUAGAUAGUUUCAGCUGAUAGUGAGGUUCAUUAAUUAAGCAGCAUGCCAUUUCAUUAAUUAAUUUUUUGUUGUGCUGCUUAUAUUCAAAACACACACACACACACACACACACACACACACACACACACACACACACACACACACACACACACACACAAAUUUAACAAACAAAUGAAAGUGAAGUAUAGAAUAUUGGGAUACAGAAAGGUAAAUAACACACAAGGAAACACAGCAAUCAUAGUAGGUAAUUUUCUACAACUGUACAAUAGUUAUUUCCAUUGCAGACUGUUAAACCUAUGCACACAAAAAAGAAACUGCUUUUUCCAUUGGUAUUUUCUUAUUUAGAUAUAUCUAUAUUUUAAAUAAAGAAAAGUGUUAACUUUUAUAUAAAAAUUACUCAGUUCUUUGUUGUUUAUUGUGUUUCACAAAACAUAGUCAUCACCAACAUAUAUUGCUGUCUACAAAAUUAUUUUUAAAUUGGUACCUGAAAAAUAAACUUCCUAAAACUGUUCCUGUAAAUCUGUUCAAAUUUUGUACAUUAUCUUGUGCUCAAUUAUGUUUGUCCAGGGUUGCAGAACAUUAAAUUCUCUGUUGUGUCAGAAGUUAUCCAUCAGUUCCAAGAAGUAUGUGAAUGUAUUGCUUUAUUGUUAAGAACUAUAAAUUUCCUCUCUUUGAUUUAACCUUUCUGUGCAAAACAUAUUAAGAAAAUGUGAAGAUAGGCAACUUCCACAAUACACAAGGAACUUUGUCACUGACAGGUUCAUUAAAGCAGUUAGUCGUGACUGUCAUUCAGUGGUUAAAAUGGAACUCUCCAUCAGAGAAAAUGUAUGAAAGUAGGAUAGAGAUCCUCAGGGAAAGGUAAAUUGUCCAAAAAGAAUAAAGUGGUAAAAUAAGUCUAAAAAUUAAUAAAAACUGCAGUGAGAGAGUUGUUCUAAAGACUGGUGAGUUGAGAGAAAAAGAAGAAACUGGAAUGAAAUGUUGUCAGCGUCACUGUGAGAAGAGUCUAGAAGUGGGUGGGAGAAGAUGGACCAGCGAAGGUUACAAGCAGGACAAUUGUGUCACUGUAGAACGUUCUGGGUUUCAGAGAAAGUGCAGG